CGGAGCGACGGAGCGCACGCCCUCGUGCUCCGCAUCCCCAGUCCCCUUCUCUCGCUCCUUCGACGCCGCCGCCGCCUCCCCAGUCCCCAGUAAAAUUAAUGCGAAUGAUGCGUCCGGCGGCGUCCGAGGCCCCGGCGCACGUUCGCCCGCCUCCCCUUGCUAAGGCCGGCGCUCCCUCUGCCUCGGUUUAUUUCCUCCAUUGCCGGCUCUGCCGGGUGGACCCACCAGAUCGGACCUCGUAGCCGGCCCCGCCGCGGGAGCUGCACCGCGGCCCACGACGUCGCGGAAAGCGGCAGCCUGCGUGUCGCGUCGACCACCCCGCUGUUCUGCCCGAGAGCUGGCGUGUCACGUUCGCCUGGCAGCGCGAUGGCGCCAAUGUUCUGCCCGAGAGCUGGAGGCGUGGAGGUCAGCCAUGAGCCACGGCGUGACCCCCGACGUGGUGUAUGUGUGCGGCUGCCCCCACGAUGCUACAGUGUCUACCGCCUGUAGCGCGACGCCACCAGGGACCAGGGCCGCCAUGGCCACUUGGCCAGCAAAGCAAAGCAAAGCAAAGAAGAGACAUACCCAACACCUGACAUUGUAUCAAUUGGUGAUGUCCCCGGUCGAUGCACUACAAACUCCCCCAACACCCGAAGAACAGAUCACCGACGACGACCUCGGUCAGUGGGGAAAACAAAUGAAGGACGCAGCGCAGUGAUCUGAAUCAUUCCACUUCAGAGUUCGUUCAGAUGCAUGGAAUGGAAUAGGCAAACCGCAAUGCCGAGACAAUGGCACGCAUGCUGCUAGCUGGUAAGUCUCAGAAGACCGUGUUGGCUGUCUCUCCAGGUACAGUAUCAGUAUGCUUGUCCAGGGCGGCUGUUUCACACCACCACCAGUUGUCUCUAGAUUAUCACCUAAUUUGAUGAUUCAAUAUGGUCGCGUUGCUUAAGAUCAACGGGAGGUGAAACUCUAGGUUCUGGCCUUGUUUACUGACACCCUCUCCAGUUGGCGACUAAAGUUUGCCCCUUCUUCCACACUGUGAUCAAAAUCAUCUAUCUCAAGCAAUUUGCCAAUCCUUGAAGCACUCUCACUGUGCAUGAGAUCCUAGGAAACUAAUCUUUGGCAAAUGGCAAUGGACAGACUUUGAGAUCUCCCAGGCACAUGACAUGAAUGAAUAUGCUAGAUUAAGCCAAUAAAAAAAUUGCCGGGGACCUGCCUAGUUGUAUGGAUUAAAGUACAGGUCCAACAAUUCUUCUAUGAAUAGAAAGAGGAGGUAUUGGAACUCUGCUUUGACCAAUAUAAUGGAGUACACAUGUCUCUCUGAAGGCCUAUAAAACUACCCUUCCUUUGUCCUGCUUUCCCUCUCCUUCCGUUUCUGUUAGUUUAAUGACAGACAUACCUAAAAAGCAAGCAGGGCUGAACAGUUAGUUAUGCGGCCGUUAAACUGUGUAAGCUUCUUGCUUGGGCUGGCCGUCGUCUCGGACACCCUUGGCCCCUUCGUCGCCAUCGCGCAUAGAGAAUUACUCUCAGUAACUGGCAGCAAGGGGGGAGCAGAUAUCAAGCUGGAACUCAGUGUUGGCAAGAUCAGGACAGGUGAGGAGACCGCCAGAAGCAACGUACUGACAGGUCGAAGGCUGGCUUUCGGAGAUGCAGUCAUGGAGCAGAAGGAAACAGAGAAUUCCGGAAUCAGAACAGACUCAGGUGCAAAAUAUGCUGUUGGAAAAUGCGGACAUGGAGGAGGGAAGGACUUAAGUAUGAAUUGUAGCAAACAUACACCGAAGGUUUACUUCGAUGGACACAUUCCCUUCACUGCUGAUUACCGUUCACCCCGGAAACACCCUCCCAAGAACAACUAGAAGUAGAUAGGGUAUACCCAUGUAGCAUAUAACUAGCAUGUUUUCCUCUCAUUUUUCUUUUGGUUUGCCAUCCUAAAUGUCGAAUAUGGCUUUUUCCUUCUUGUUAGAUACAUGUGUUUAGUUAUGGCUAAAAAAAAUAACUGGUCCUUCUCCUCC
This is a messenger RNA of Zea mays, 1991 nucleotides long. RefSeq lists its product as uncharacterized. The record is from RefSeq and is a predicted model, not a curated record. The transcript is spliced from 3 exons. Gene Ontology annotation, molecular function: growth factor activity. Gene Ontology annotation, biological process: regulation of root meristem growth. Lineage: Eukaryota; Viridiplantae; Streptophyta; Magnoliopsida; Poales; Poaceae. The coding region runs from base 1410 to 1835 and encodes 141 amino acids.